GGGGGCGUGGUGUAUCAUGGGGGGAGGUUGUUAGCAAGUCAGUUGCAGCGUUAGUACAGAGACGAGCACCACAGCGAGAGUUUCUCCAAAUAUACGCUCAAAGACGUCGGCUAGUAAUGUCCGGAGAGAGGAUGCCGAACUGUCCUGCCUCUGCGUCCAAGGGCUUCAGCUCGACCCCUGUCAAAACUAGCCAGGGGAAAGAAUUUCACACAUCCAAGGACUUGGACGACGGCCUCCUAUCAGACGACGAAGACACAUUUUCUCUGCUUUCUCCCAUCUACCAUGACAGUUUUGACAGUGAUGAAGAUCUUGAGGCUAGCCCGGCCCAGCAAACUUCACCCCAGCAGAACUCCAGACUCAGAGUUUCACCAGUCAGAUGUGAGCUACCAAGAACACCUUCAGAGCAGAUGUUGAAUGCAGCUAUGGAGCCUGCAGGCUCACCUACUCUCAGUGCAUGGGAAAUGUGGUUGGUGAACAAAGCCAAAGAAGACCGUCUCAAAUUGGAAAAGAAAGCAGAGGAGGAGCGGCUACUGAAGGAAAAAAAAGAACAACAAGAAAAAGAGCGGGAACAGAAAAGGAUUGUCAUGGAAGAGAAGAUUCAAGAUUGGCUAAAGAUGAAAAGGGAACAGAGGAAGCAUGAGCAACUUCAAAAACAGAGCAAAGAGGAGGAGGAGAUACAGAGAAAGCAGGAAAAACAAAGGGAGAUUGAACAGAAAGCUCAGCAAAAAUACAAAGACUGGCUGCAGAAGAAGAAUCAAGAAAAAAUAGAAAUGGAAAAGAAAGAGAAAGAGGAAGCUGCUCUGAAAGAGGAGCAGGAGAAAGAGCGCCGCAAGAGGGCAGAGGAGAAGUUUAAGGAGUGGCUGGCAAAAGCCAAUGAUAAAAGCAGAGCAACUCCCAAAUCACCUUGCUACCCAACAAGUCCCUAUGACAAAUACUACCCAUCACCCAGCUUUUACAAUCCUGUCCCAUGGAAGCCGAUUCACGUCCCUCCUGCAGAAACAUCACUGAAUAAGACGUCCGGCAAGAAACCUCAGAAACAACGAAAAUGCCAGCAAAGCUCGAGCACCGCUCUUAGACUGAGACACUCUGCAAGUGCAGGACAGUUGCAGCAGAGGAGAUGACACACAUCUAUGACUGUGGUAGCCGGUAGCUUAGUCACAGCUCAAAUCUGAUUUCAUCACGACUCAGCCACCACCUCCACAGCUCCUGCAUUGAGACUCUGCUGAAUCACAGAAGGAUUUCUGUUCUCUAACAUAGCUGUGGUAAUUAAGACAUGCUACCAUAUCUAUGUUAUAUUUUGUUGUACACUGGAGUGAUUUUGUAAUAAUGCACUAGCUCAUAUUAGUAUGUACAUAAGGAUCUAUGAAUCAGCUUUUGUAAGAUAACAAUGUCUAGCAUACAUGUUGUUAUGACUAGACAUGUAAAAGCCUGGAGUCUAUUUUGUAUUAUCCUGUAAAUUGGAUCAAUUUACUAUUUGGAUAAAAGAUGCACUAUCCAA
Messenger RNA from Micropterus salmoides (largemouth bass), 1498 nucleotides. RefSeq names its product coiled-coil domain containing 34 (gene ccdc34). NCBI's taxonomy places the organism in Eukaryota, Metazoa, Chordata, Actinopteri, Centrarchiformes, Centrarchidae. The coding region runs from base 117 to 1121 and encodes 334 amino acids. The transcript has 7 exons. The record is from RefSeq and is a predicted model, not a curated record.